Molecule: messenger RNA, 930 nt
Organism: Pseudomassariella vexata
Lineage: Eukaryota; Fungi; Ascomycota; Sordariomycetes; Amphisphaeriales; Pseudomassariaceae
Exons: 1
Coding region: 145-882 (245 amino acids)
Source: RefSeq, a predicted model, not a curated record
CUUGCCGUCCCCAGGCGGGUUUUGCUGCCUCAGAAGUAUGGAGGGUUGGCAGACAUUCUCCUGCCACCCAGCAUCGUGAAUGCCUGUCGCGAAGCAAGGGCCGCAGCAAAGAGCAUUGGCAGAGUGUUCCAUCUUGGCUCGCACAUGACCUGGUUCACUCCUGAGCGCAAUAUAUUGUCCUUUCCGCUGUCGACCAUCCGGCAGCCGAUUAGUUACCGGUGCAUCUUCGCCAAUGCAAAGGAGUUUCUCGUAGACAGCCUGCCCCUUCACAGCCCGUGGAGCUUGUUGGAGCAGAUCAUGCCCCUCUCCUCCACGGGGUCUGAUUAUCAAGGCCUCAAUACAAUAAUUCUCUCGGCUAGCCCGGUUAUCGUCAACAGCACGUGGGACCCUCAGGCAACCCAGGACAUAUUCGGGAACGAUGGUGUGAGAGUUGUCGACCUGCUGGACGAAGCCGCAGUUGUGGGCAUGUUGAAGCUCCUCGGACGUUUGCAAAGCCGGAAUUUCUGUCCCACCGAGAUCACAGCUUUCCGCGAGCAGCUUGAGUUCGAAGCAAGUCGAUGCUCUCUGUAUUGGCCAGAUUUCAAGUCAUGUUUCAUGGACGCCUGGCUGGGAGCAAAGCGGACUAUGAACUCGGCUUCUUUCCCCCAGACAGUGCAAACUGUGACGCCAGACGGCGAAGUGGUGACCGUGCCGAAAACAAGCUAUCGCUACCAGCACGGCAUUCCGUUUGAUCUCAUGCCGCCUAUAGACCACAAAGGUCGGUGGGGCAAGGCCAGUGACAUGGAGAGGCAGUGGCUGGCCGACAUGCCCAAGUUGCGGCCUGUGUUCACCUUCAUACUACCCGAUCAGGUUGAAAAGGGGCGUAUGUGGUUCCAUCGGUAAUAUCGAAGCAAAGUAGCCACAUCGCUCCAUAGGUGGCUAACCCGUAGA